AUGACAUCAGGUGAUGAAGAUGAUUUCUUGGCCUGUAGUUAUAAAACAGUUAUUCAUCGUCCAACACCAAUAACAUUAGCACAACCACAACCACCACCACCAUCACCACAUUUUUAUUUGGCUUCAACAGAUCACCCAACUCAAACAUCCACACAACCAGAAAUAUUAGCACUUACGCCAUCACCAAUAAUUUCAACUCCAUCAACUCCAUUAUCUGUUUUUGUGCUUCCAUCACCACCUAUUAAUUUACCAAUACAACAUCGAGCUCAUACAGAUCCAGAUCUUGAUUUUUACAAUCAACAAACUCUUCUUUAUCCUGUUCAUUGGUAUCCACCUCCUGCAUUUUUCUAUCCAAAUCAUAAUCCUUUACCAACAAAUUUUGUUUAUGGUCCUCUACCAUCAUUUAUCAUGCAUCCAAUACAUCAACAACCUCAACAACCUCAACAACAAAUUCGAAGUUCAUCAGCUGAUUGUCGUCGUACGGCAGAUAACGGUAGUGAACAUCGUGUUGUACAUCCUGAACGGGUUUGGUAG
Messenger RNA from Rotaria sp. Silwood2, 534 nucleotides. Lineage: Eukaryota; Metazoa; Rotifera; Eurotatoria; Philodinida; Philodinidae. The record is from the annotation of a GenBank genome assembly.